AUGGACAGCCUAAUUGUACCAACCACGCCGGAGCCGCAUCUCCUACGACCUGGAAACUCCACCACAGAACUAUGGGAAGUGAUACUAGUCGCCUCGUGUCCGAUCAUCUUUAUCAUUUUUCUCUGUCUGUGUGUCGUAUGUUUGGUUGUCCGCAGUUAUGAGAGACCCUCCCUCCCAUCAGUGCAAACGCUGCGAGCCGCUGCCACCUCAUCCUCUCAUAUUGCGUCCAUCCUUCGUCAACUACCACCACCGCCUAAAUAUGAUAUUGCCGUGACAAGCGUCGACGCGCCUCCACCACUCUACUCGGACAUUGGUAAGGACCUGGGUCCCGCCGGAUUCCGGACGACGCCUUCAGGUGGUCGACCCCUCGGAAUGCAUCGACAGUACCCCAACCAUCUGAUGACACCUACAGUACAACCCUUGAAUAUACAGUAUCUGUACCCGCCGAGAUAUGAGGCCACCAUCGCGUCUGAUGACACCAAGGUCACUCCACCACCUGAAACUACCGUAAUCCUGCCACGUGGACGUGUUGAACAUGUCGUCGUUGAGAUUGGAGGCGCGGCAGCCACGUCGUCUGCUUAG
This is a messenger RNA of Caenorhabditis remanei, 582 nucleotides long. RefSeq lists its product as uncharacterized. Lineage: Eukaryota; Metazoa; Nematoda; Chromadorea; Rhabditida; Rhabditidae. The coding region runs from base 1 to 582 and encodes 193 amino acids. The record is from RefSeq and is a predicted model, not a curated record. The transcript is spliced from 5 exons.